AUGAGGCUUUCAAAACGUAUAUUGAGCUGGAGGUCCGGCGCUUGGCAGCCAGUAUCUCCGAAAACAUUGGCCGAGAACAAGAUUUGGCAUGCUGUGACACAUGGUAAGGACGGUGAAGUUGAAGCGACUCUAAAGCAAUGGGCCUACUACCUAGUAGACGAAGGCGACAAGGCCUCACUAGUGAACACUUUCAGGAACCUCGAAGAGGAAGAUAUCGAAAAUGUUCAUCCUCGAACUCAGGAUAUGAUUAACGAUAUUAAAAUAGGGGCUGGGUAUUCUCUUCUAUCUAUCGCCAUUUACCGGAAUUUACUUGGAGACGUCAAGUUCCUAGUUCAGCAGCCUGCCAUCUCCUUAAAUACACCGAGCGGAAGUGAACGCCUUACACCGCUUCACAUAGCUAUCAUCAGAGAACAUUCCGAUUUAGUUUUCGAAAUUCUUCAUAAUCGCUCAACGGCACCGUCACAGCUAGUUAAUACCCGUGACUAUGACGGAAGAACAGCACUACACCACGCAGUAAUGAAGUAUGGCUGGGACGAAGAAGAGCCUACGAUGAACGAAAAUCAUAGAGUUGUCUUACAACUGCUUAAACAUGGAGCAAAUAUCGACGCACAGAAUCGUAGUUUCCACACGCCUCUUCAUCUGCUUAUCAUCCAUGGUCCUAAUCGAGAGGCGAUGUCAUUUGCUCAGCUCCUUCUCGAAAACGGGGCUGAAGUGAACACUAAAGAUGAGUACGGUGAUUCGCCCUUACAUAGUGCGUGUAGACGCGGGCACCGCGGGCUCAUCCGACUACUGAUCGAUUGGGGUGCAGAUAUGGAUUGUCGCAACUUGGACUGGACAACACCCCAAGAUCUAUUCUUGAGUAGGGAUGACGUAUCCAAAGAUGAUAGGAUCUUUGCUCUAGAUGUAUUUUCCAAGCUAAAGAAGCCAACCAUGACACGCGAGAGAGUUGGGAAUAUCCCGCGGGGUCCUACAGAGUGCCUUGAUGAGAUGAGAAACAUUUGUGCCGAAUUCCCUGUCUACUUCCGGUAUCAAUGGCCUGGGCUAAACCCUAAACCAGACGGAAACACCUCCAUGUCAUGGAUUCGAAGUGACAUGAAAGUUUCUCAUGUCCUUUAUCCAAACCGCGAAGAAGACGAGGAGACGCUCGAACCCGUAGAUGGCGGAGAGGGUUUCCUUGUCAACUGCGAGGAAAAAUUCAAAUCGAAAGCUUGGCUAUGCUGGAAAGAAGAGUAUGUGAAUGGCUUAGGUGAUACAUACAGAGCAACUGGGCAAGAAAAUGGAAAACGCGAAAUCAGGAGUGUGGAAACGCGGGACCAAGAACUUGAAGAUAAGAGGAAACAAGUCGAGGACGACGUGGGGAAAAAUUCUUGGAGAUGGAUCAACUUCCCAUCUAAUAAUAUGACAUGGAUCAAGGACUUCAUUAUACACAACGCUAGAUAUAAUGAGAGCAAACAGCUAGAUGGACGAACAUGGCGGUUUUUCGAAGAGAAUAUCCGCAUCCACGAGACAGACAGUUUAUACUCGCGUGCCAGCAACAGCCGGGAUAGGAACGAUAAGACACUUCAGAGGAAGAAAGAAGGCCUAAAGACAAAGGUAGCAGAUACUUCCCCGUCUAAUACAACUGCCACUGAGAAAGGGCAGGACGAAAAGGAGGCAGAGCCCAGUGCAGUUCAGUCAUGGAAAAACACAGAUGCAUUCAUGCCCGGCAAGAUGUUAUCUUUGGUGGUACCAUUUUUAGAUAUUGAGACAGAAGACCAAGCCCAGUCGGGCUUUGACGGCCUUGAAACACAAUGUCAAAGAGUCAAGAAACUUAACGAGGUGUACUCCCCCUUUACGGGUAUGCACGGUGUCCAGCACUCUCAAACACUGGACCAGAUAUACUACAACACCGAAAGCGAUGCCACAAAGUUGCAUACGGAGAAGGAACAAGUGAUAUACAGAUGGUCCGAGAGAAGAAAUACGGAAAGGAAACAGUUUCAAGAGCACCAAGAGCGCAGCAGUACUUCUGCUUCACCAAGAGAAUCAAGUAGUACUAACCAACCUACGCCGCAAAAGAAGUUGUCGCUCUUAUCUCAAAAACUAUGGCAGGGGUUACGAGGCCAACAAGAGCAGCCGCAACGACCACAGCAGCUCAACCAAGCGCGAACUAAAGGGCAAAGCAAUGCUUCUAUUUCACCGGGAGACUCAAGCGGUAGUGGCCAAUCUAUGCUUCGACGGAAGUUGUCGGGAUUAUCCCAUAAAUUAUGGCAGAAAUUAUGGGGUCAACAAGAGCAACAUCAGCAGUUGAAUACGUCAAAAGUGAUAGACACGCAACAACUAGAUACAGACCCCAUAACACCAAGGAGACACGGCGGUAGAAACGCUAAAAAUGCCAACGCCAAACGUAUCCGCGAGGAUCCUUCGCCGAAGUGGCUAAUGUCCCGGCAGCUGUGGCUAUGGAAACUUGAUGAUAAUACAAUUAUCACGGCGAUACCGUCUCGAGCAAACGGAAUGACGGCCGAUACCCUUCUCGAGACGAUACGCCAGGGUAACCUGGAUGUCCUCAUGACGCCGAAUGACCUCAUUAAGCGCAUACUAUAUGAGACAGUAUCGUUCCUUGACGAAUUCAGGUGGGCGGGACUUGGUAAUCAUAUCUUGGAUAUUUUCGAGGGCGAGAUUGCGACUGAGACGGACCGAGAAGCUGGGUUCUUUAAGAACUUUAGCAGCGGCAAUUGGAGUCCAAAUAACGUCAACGGGCUUAUACAAGAAGCUGCCCACUGCACCUAUCGUGUCAGGGACAUCCGAGACGAGCUUCAUCUGCUACGGCAAGUCUUCGAGACACAAGCCAAGGUAGUUACGGAUUUUGCGGCAAUAUUCUGGCCUAGUAGUAGUACCUCCGGAAAUCAAAAACAAGCAAAUCUCGCUUCGAGAGAUUUGCGGGAGAGCUUCGUUCGCGAUUGUGGUCUCCAGUCGCUCAUCCAACGUGUCAGACGAAUGGAAAGCGAUGCGUCAACCACACUUGAGGGGUUGAGUACCAUCAUUCAAGCAAUGCAGGCCCAGGCAUCUCUCAAGGAAGCCGAACAAUCACGGUUCUUGAAUCUCAUGAUUCUACCUUUCACAAUUAUAACAGUCAUAUUUACCCCGCUCUCUUUCCUCACGAGCCUCUUCGCAGUGAAUACUCUGGGUUUCCCGCACAACGACGAUGGUGAACUACGAUUGCCCGCCUCGUGGUUUUCUUGGAGAAUGAUCGUCGGCGAGGUUUCUUCUCUGCUUCCCCUGGGGCUGUUGGUCCUCUUGAUAUACUUUUGGUAUGGGAAUGAGAGUGAUAACGUUUCCUCGCCAAAUACGGCACGGAAACGUUCAAGCCUAGGCAGAGAAGUGAAUCAGGAACAGCGACGAUAUGCUGAUGUUUAACGUGGACACUAGGUACGGCGAUCGUAACUCGAAUCCACCCUUAAGGCCCUUAAGGUUUCCAAGUAAAUAGAAGCUGUGUAUUGGGUAGGUUAAGGGUUUAAUAUAUAAUCAAACUCGAAGUGCUGUGUAUCGUCGAAAAGAUAUUUAUUAGAGACAGCCAACGCCCCUAUAAGCUGUAGAUUCUCAUAUGG
Messenger RNA from Daldinia vernicosa, 3584 nucleotides. RefSeq lists its product as uncharacterized. Gene Ontology annotation, molecular function: protein binding; metal ion transmembrane transporter activity. Gene Ontology annotation, cellular component: membrane. Gene Ontology annotation, biological process: metal ion transport; transmembrane transport. The record is from RefSeq and is a predicted model, not a curated record. The transcript has 13 exons. NCBI's taxonomy places the organism in Eukaryota, Fungi, Ascomycota, Sordariomycetes, Xylariales, Hypoxylaceae. The coding region runs from base 1 to 3393 and encodes 1130 amino acids.